Messenger RNA from Callorhinchus milii (elephant shark), 999 nucleotides. Its product is annotated as ES1 protein homolog, mitochondrial-like. The record is from RefSeq and is marked provisional. Lineage: Eukaryota; Metazoa; Chordata; Chondrichthyes; Chimaeriformes; Callorhinchidae.
UUUGACAGUGUACAGCAGUAGUCCUCUCUCUCCCUCUCUCUCUCUGGCAGUGUGAGUCAUGGUGAAGAAGCGAGUGGCUGUUAUCCUGUCCGGCUGUGGGGUGUACGAUGGCAGUGAAGUACACGAGUGCUCAGCGGUGAUGGUCCAUCUGAGCAGAGCUGGAGCAGAGGUUCAGUUCUUUGCCCCCAAUGUGCAGCAAAUGCACGUUGUGGAUCACGUCAGCGGCCAACCGACCGAAGAUAAGCGCAAUGUGCUGGUCGAGAGCGCUCGCAUUGCCCGGGGUGAUAUCAAGGACCUGACCCUGCUCUGUGUCAAUGAGAUGGAUGCCCUCAUUGUCCCAGGUGGGUUUGGGGUUGCUAAGAAUCUCAGCAGCUGGGCAACCAAAGGGAAAGACUGCACCGUGGAGACAUCGGUGGAAAUUGCUAUGAAGAAAUUUCACGCCACAAAGAAACCCAUCGGCUUGUGCUGCAUCUCUCCAGUGCUGGCGGCUAAGCUCAUCCCUGGCUGCGAGCUGACUGUGGGCCAGGACACAGAAUGUGAAAUGUGGCCCUUUGCUAAGACCGCUCACUCAAUGAAAGAACUGGGCUGCAAACACAUCAACAAGCAUGUUCAUGAAGCCCAUGUAGACAAGGCAAAUAAGUUGGUGACCACCAGCGCCUUCAUGUGCAAAGCCCCGAUUCAUGAAAUUUUUGAUGGCAUUGGGGAGAUGGUGAAAGAAGUCUUGAAGCUUGCCUAGAGUUGUAAAUUGAUGGAUUUUUUGGAGGAAAAAUGUAUUCCACCAAGCUUGUGUUCUAGAGGUGCAUAAAUAUAUUGUUUGUAAACCCACUGUUAGAACACAUGCUAAUCCCAUUAUUUUUUUCAACAUGACUUACUUGUAAAUGAGACACCUGGUACUUGGCAAAUUUAGGUUUGCUUUUUUGCACUGUUGAGGAUUAAGGAGGUUGAUGUUUCAGUCUGAACACCCAACUUGUAUUGUAAUAUUAAUAAAGAAUUGCUCUG